Clunio marinus is the source of this 336-nucleotide messenger RNA. NCBI's taxonomy places the organism in Eukaryota, Metazoa, Arthropoda, Insecta, Diptera, Chironomidae. The record is from the annotation of a GenBank genome assembly.
AUGCUUCAAGCAAGAAUUACCAUCAUUGCCAUUUGUGUUGUUCAUAUCUUCUUACUGGAAGCAUUUUCUGAUAUUAACUAUGAAGAAUUCUUUUUGAUAUCAAGACUCGGUCCAACUCAGCAUGAAGGAUUUGACUCAAUGCCUUUUACCGAGAAAAUAACACAACAUUGUCUUCAACAUCUUUUGACCUCCCCCGUCGCAUUUAAUAUCAUUCUCAUUUCUGUAGUCCUCAAAAACUGUUUCGAUUACAAGCUAACAACGUCAGAUUGCAGUUUUGUCUCCACCAAUUAUGGUCUUUAUGCCAGAAGCGUUUUAUUCUCAUCAUUUAGCGUGUAA